Molecule: messenger RNA, 1647 nt
Organism: Rhizoctonia solani
Lineage: Eukaryota; Fungi; Basidiomycota; Agaricomycetes; Cantharellales; Ceratobasidiaceae
Product: Zinc finger, CCHC-type
Exons: 1
Coding region: 1-1647 (548 amino acids)
Molecular function (GO): zinc ion binding; nucleic acid binding
Source: RefSeq, a predicted model, not a curated record
AUGGGGAAGGCCAGUGAACCCAGACGCGAGGAACGACGACGGGAGCGGUCGACCGAGAGAAGGCCCCCGUCACCAUCUGAAUCAUCCGAGUCGUCAGAGACGGAUAGCGAUGAGACUGAAUCCACGCAUACAAGCAGGUAUGGAGGUGGGGGACCUCCAGAUUCAUCAGAUAGUGGAUCUGAAACAGCCGACUCGUCCGACUCAAGCUGGACCAAAUUGUUGGCACGAUCGCGCGAUGAUAACCGUCGGAGGAAUAGACGGCUGGAGGAAUUAGUCGCAAAGCUCAAGAAGCAAAACAAGAAACUUGAGCAAAAGGUGGUCACGCAAGCGCAAUCAGGAUACAAGGCACAGUCACCCAAGACGUAUAAGGGCGAAGCGGACAUUGACAAGCUGGAUAUGUUCAUAUUCAGUUACGACCUAUACGUCAGUGAUACUAGAUUGAGCAACAGCAAGGCAGUGCUCACUGUCAGCCGAUUCCUGGACAACAAGGCCGCGUCUUGGUACAUGUUGAACGUUGCACCGGACCCCGGAAGCUACUCAAUGGAAUCGAUAUAUGUUGGACUAUAUGACUACUGCUUCCCACCAGAUUUCAAGGACGACAUGAGGAAGUUGUAUAAUGAAAAGAAGCAGGGAGAUUUGGGCGUGCAAGACUAUUUUGCCGAAUUGGCUCGCUUACAAAGACGCUUACGGGAAGUCACAGACCACCAACAUGUGCUGAGAGUUUGGGACGGUGCAGCCCAAUAUAUUAAAGUGGGAUGGGCACUCAAAGGCAUGAGACCGGAAGCGACUACAUGCGAAACAUUGCGAGAAACAGCGCUGGACAUAGAGCGCGCGCACAAGUACAAACGGUCAAUUGAGAAAUCGGGAAAUGACAAAUCGGGAUCAAGAAGGAACCAAUCGCGUAGUCCUUUGCGAAAGCAUGACCGUGCUUCUAAUUACAAGAACCCAGGGGACAAUCGAAGCGGCGGAAACUGCGGCGAUAACAAAGGGACUGGAUACAACAGUAACAGUAACGGUAACCGGCAGAACAAGCGCCCGAACAAAUACAUGCGCGGCGGACAGGCAAAAGGCCGCGACGGACAGGAGAACCAGCGAAGAAAGCUUACCAACAAGAAGAAAGCCGAAUUGAGGGCGGCUGGGCUCUGUUUUGAAUGCAAACAAUUGGGUCACCUGUCCAAGGAUUGCCCAAAGUUCCACAAGGCCAAACCGUUGCAUGUCAACGCAAACGCGGUUAAAGUACGCCCCGAGAGCAAGGUCAGGGUGUUGUUGGUCAUGCUCAAAGAGCUAGACAAACUCACCAGGCUGAAGGAAAAAAUCGAGAUCAACGCAGUGGGCGUCGGGCGGAAGAACAAAGAGCCGGGGCCGAAACAUGUCGAGCGAAACGCUAUCAAGGUUAAGGACCACACGAGGAAGGUCCCGAACACGCUGAUAGUUGAAGCCAAGCUUGAAGGCAAGUCUGUUCGCGUACUGCUAGACUCGGGAUGCCAAACUGACAUAGUAUCCACGACAAUCGUUGACCAACUCAGGUUACCGAAAGUGAAACUCACAAAACCACUGCAAGUACAGUUGGCAAUGGCAGGGUUGCGAGGGACGCUACAUUAUGGUGUAAAAGCUAGAAUAGAGUACCAAGGAAUUGAUGAGUAUUGA